UGCUGAUGUCACCGCAGUCUCAAAUACGUGGCAAUCACGGAAGAAACAGUGGCCCGCCUCCGCCGCCACCCGCGACAGUCGUAGUCAGCUCGACCUCCAGCAUGAGACCGCCGCCGCCACCGCCGCCUCCCAGAGCGAGGACUUCCAAUGAGAGCAAAGGCCAUCACGAAGAGCCCACCAGCUCUAUUCCCGAUCUCGGUAAGUUCAUGAUGACUAUUUUGGUGCCUGUAUCCAUAUUGUCGAGCAUAAACGUAAGUUCUUAUAUAAUAAUUAUCUAUAGUAAACAUUAAUCACAUUAUAGUGAUAAUAAUGUUAUAUGUAUACAUAUGUCUAUGUUUUGAGUUUUGACAUUUGUAAUCCGCAUUCGAUCAAUGGAAUAAAGUUGAGCGAUGUUAAAAAAUAAAUCGACAAUACAAAUAACCGAUUUGAAAACCUAUAUACAAUGAUUUUUGAUUAAUAAUACAUUUUUUAUUUUAUACAACGCAUCGAUAAUA
Molecule: messenger RNA, 494 nt
Organism: Wasmannia auropunctata (little fire ant)
Lineage: Eukaryota; Metazoa; Arthropoda; Insecta; Hymenoptera; Formicidae
Product: pistil-specific extensin-like protein
Exons: 2
Coding region: 6-290 (94 amino acids)
Source: RefSeq, a predicted model, not a curated record